Molecule: messenger RNA, 1950 nt
Organism: Lobosporangium transversale
Lineage: Eukaryota; Fungi; Mortierellomycota; Mortierellomycetes; Mortierellales; Mortierellaceae
Product: WD40-repeat-containing domain protein
Exons: 7
Coding region: 100-1950 (616 amino acids)
Biological process (GO): regulation of DNA double-strand break processing
Cellular component (GO): site of double-strand break; nucleus
Molecular function (GO): protein binding
Source: RefSeq, a predicted model, not a curated record
CACUAAAUAAAAAACAUUUUCUUCACUCUCUUCACUCUCUUCACUCUCUUCACUCUCUUCACUCUCUUCAUUCUCUUUAACGUUUAAACUAAGCACCAAAUGGAUGACAGUGACUUUGCAAAGUUCUUUCCAACAUCUUUUGGAAAAAGCACAGCCAAGCCGAAAGCUAAAGUGGAGUCCAGGAAGGAUCCUGGCCAGGACAAUGAUAACAUGAGUGCACUGCGAGCAAUGGUACCUACAUCAUUUGGGAAACAAAAACCAUUCAAGGACAUCACACCUCAGACAAUACAGUCUACGAAACACUCUGCAGAUCUGGACAAUGUAGUCAAGGAUAACAAUGCAACAUCAACGUCAAAAGCAAGCUCCUCAAAGGCCAGCACGAGUCAGGAGAAUAAAGGAACCAAAGUGUCAACUUCAAACGAGGUCAAAGACGAUAAUAGUGACGAUGAUAGCAACGAUGAUAGUAACGAUGAUGAUGACGAAGCAGGAGAGCCAAGCCUUCCUAGCUCUUCCACUCUUCCUAUCUCACAUGAAAUUAUCUUGAACGAGCAUAGCAAGACAGUGUCAGCUAUUGCGUUAGACCCUGCAGGUGUAAGACUAGUGACUGGAAGCUAUGAUUUCAACAUCUGCUUUUGGGAUUUCGCUGGAAUGGAUACUCGGUUCAAGCCUUUCAGGACCAUGGAACCAUGCGGAGCUCAUCAAAUCCAUGAUCUCAAGUAUUCUCCAACUGGCGACAAAAUUUUGAUCAUUUCAGGAGAAGCCAAAGCAAGGUUAUAUGAUCGUAAUGGCAUAGAGAUUGCAGAAUACCAAAAGGGCGAUCCUUAUAUAAGGGACCUUCGUUUGACAUCAGGACAUGUUGCAUCUUUGACUAGUGGCGCAUGGCAUCCAUUUAUCAGAGAUAGAUUCAUCACAUCUUCAACUGACGGCUCUAUUCGACUCUGGGAUGUGGAAAAUAUUCGCAAACAGGCAGAUGUUAUUGCGUACAAGACUAAAGAACGAGGCGGAAGGACACCUGUCACUGCAGUGAACUACAGCUCAGAUGGCAAGAUAAUUGCUGGGGCUGCGGGAGACGGCACCAUUUCACUCUAUCCCAGCAAAGGGCCAUUUCUCCGAUCCACUCAUACAAUUGAAAACGCCCACGUCAAGGGUACAGAGACCUCAUGUAUUACAUUCUCCAGAGACAGCCAGCGGAUGGUCAGUCGUGGAGGCGACGACACAGUAAAAUUAUGGGAUGUUCGGAAUCUCAAACACCCUUUGUCAAUCGCAGAGGAUAUGGCAACAUUGAACUCAGAGGUCAAUGUUAUCUUUUCACCAGAUGAACGUCUUAUUCUUACAGGCACGAGCGUCAAAAAGAAUGAAGGUUAUGGCAAAAUCGUCAUGAUGAAUAGCGAAAAUCUCGAGAUUGUCAGGACUGUCAGUGUAUCCAAGAGUAGUGUUGUUAGAGUCUUAUGGCAUGAUAAAUUGAAUCAGAUUAUUGCUGGCAACGCAGAUGGAACAGCUCGGGUGUAUUAUGAUCCAGAAGUAUCAACAAAAGGCGCACUGCUCUGCGCAACUAAGGCACCCAAGAAACGAGCUGUAGAUGAUUAUGAGAUAGAUCGACCUAUCAUCACACCCCAUGCGCUGCCCAUGUUCAGAGAAGAAAAGACACGGACCAACAAGAGAAAGCAAGAAAAAAUGCGCAGUGAUCCUGUGGCUUCCCAUCGUCCAGAAAUGCCUUUGACCGGGCCUGGUCGUGGUGGUAAGGUCGGCUCCAGUACAAUUCAGCAUGUUUUGACAAAUGUUGUCAAAGAUAUGACGCGUGAAGAAGAUCCAAGAGCAGCGUUACUUAAAUAUGCAGAUGUGGUUGAGAAAGAUCCACAAUGGAUCACCCCAGCAUAUAAGAAGAACCAGCCAAAACCUGUGUAUCAAGAUGAUGAUGAAGAUGAGCGAGCAUCAAAACGGAAAAAGUAA